GUUUGUCUCUCAAGUUAAGCCUGAACACUGACGGAAAAAUGUAGUUAUCAAGGGAUUAAAAAACCUAAACCUUUUUCUCUGAUAUUCAGUAAAGAGAGUGAGGCAGCUCCUGUCUUGGCUGGCAUAUCUACAGCCUCAACAAUCGGUUUAGACCUCGUUUGGGAUUCCUGCUUGUUUGAGCAUGGCGGAGAUUGGAGUUCACGCAAUCCUCCUUUUGGUUAUUUCUCUGACAAAGUGUCUGGAAGGCACAAAACUUCUGGCCGACUUUAAAAAAUGUGCUGACUUGGAAUGUGAAACUUUAAUAAGCAGAGCCUUAGCCGUGAGAGAUUACAGAGGACCUGACUGCCUAUACCUGAACUUCACUAAGGGAGAAGAAAUAUCUGUAUAUGUUAAACUUGCAGGAGAAAGGGAAGAUCUGUGGGGAGGAAGUAAAGGAAAAGACUUUGGAUAUUUUCCCAGAGACGCAGUCCAGAUCGAAGAGGUAUUUAUAUCUGAAGAAAUUCAAAUACCAACUAAAGAAUCUGAUUUUCUUUGUCUUCUUGGAAUAAGCUACACAUUUGAAAAUGAAGAUAAUGAGUUAGACAGUGAUGAUGGUGAAAGUAUAUACUCAUAUGAGGAAGAUAAAGACCAAAAAUCUAGUGUAUAUGAAAAUGAUUUUCAGACAGAACUGGACUUUUAUUCAGCUUCUGAAAGUACUUGGUAUGAAGAUCAAUUUCCAUCAUCAGAGGCUCCUGAUGAUAUCAUAAAAGCUAGUGACUCAAAAAAUUGGGAAGGAGUAGAAGCUGGAAGUGUGAAACAGGAUCCUGUUUCAGAAGAGGAUUAUGUCCAGCCAUCUUCAACUGUGCCUGACGUGAAAGGAUGGUUUGGAUUCGGAAGGGAACAAGCAGAAAGGAACACUUUUGAAUCAGUUAUUGAACAAGAAAGCUCAUUUCCAAGGAGAAAAAUAGCAGAAGAUGGGAAUGACCUCGAGGAGUUAAAUAACGGUGAGCCUCAAACAGAACAUAAACAAGAAUCUGAAUCAGAGCUCAGUUCAGUGCCAAAGAAACAGUCUGAAGCGCCUGAGUCAGAGCACAUUCUCAAUCCUCAAGCUACUGGUUGGUUUGGCGGUGGAUUUACAAGUUACUUAGGUUUUGGAGGUGAGGACACAGGGCCUGAAUUAUUGUCCCAAGAAAGCAAUCUACCACUACAAGAUGUUCCUAAUUCUGUACCAUCUGAGGAAGAACCCACAGUUCCAUGUACAGAAAUACUAUCAGAAAAAGAAGACACAAUCCCUAAUAAUAGCUCAAUUCUCAAAACAAGUUGGUUUGAUUUUGGUUUUAGUAUGCUAGGCUUUGCAAAUGCCAAUGAAGGUAAAAUGAUAACAUAUAAUGGAAAAAAUGAAGGAGAUGGUAAAGGAGAUAAACAGGAACAUCCUCCAACAAGUGAAUUUGACCCUGAUAAGGAACAAGAAAUAAAAAUAAUAAAAAUUAUGGAAACUGAAGAUCAAUUAGGCAAGGAAGGUGUCUUAGAGAAAACAGACGAUUCUGAUACCUUACCAUAUUUUAAAAAUUUCUUGUAUAAUUUUGACAACCCUUGGGACUUUCAGAAGGAAACAGAAUUGCUAAUUCCCAAAAAGAUACUGGAUGAAAAUAAUGUAUUUGAAAAUGAUGAAACAGAAGAAUUUUCAGUUGAAAGUGAUCCCACAGCUAAUACAAAAGUUAUGAUGUUAAAAAGCAGAUACAGUCAGUCAGAUCUGAUCUCUGAAAUAGAUUUACCUAUGGGAAUUCAUGAAGACUUACACUUCAAAACUCCAUCAUCCAAAGAUGGUGAUGAAAAGUCAAAAACAUCACUAGAUACUGAAGGGUCUACUCAGGAGGAAAUAGACCUCUUUGAAAAUACCCUGCCAGACAGUCAGAUGUUAUCAACUGAUUACUCUUUGUCUUCUCAAAAUUACAUUGCUCAAAAAGAAGAUGCUUCCGAGGGUCACAUUCUGAAAUUUUUAUUUCAAAUUGAUGUUUAUCAUUUCAUGAAUUCUGCAUUAUCACCAAUUGCAAUUCUUACAGAAAGGGUAAGUUGA
Miniopterus natalensis is the source of this 2056-nucleotide messenger RNA. Lineage: Eukaryota; Metazoa; Chordata; Mammalia; Chiroptera; Miniopteridae. The record is from RefSeq and is a predicted model, not a curated record.